Colletotrichum abscissum is the source of this 1377-nucleotide messenger RNA. Its product is annotated as casein kinase II regulatory subunit. Bases 1 to 1377 code for a protein of 458 amino acids. The record is from RefSeq and is a predicted model, not a curated record. Gene Ontology annotation, cellular component: cytoplasm; UTP-C complex; protein kinase CK2 complex. Gene Ontology annotation, molecular function: protein kinase regulator activity. Gene Ontology annotation, biological process: regulation of transcription by RNA polymerase III. NCBI's taxonomy places the organism in Eukaryota, Fungi, Ascomycota, Sordariomycetes, Glomerellales, Glomerellaceae. The transcript has 3 exons.
AUGGAGUGCGCACAGACCAGCAUAGUGAUUGGACGUAAUCUCAGCGGGCUGGGCUUCUCUGCUCAGUACACGGCAUCCGACCGCUCGCGAAACCAUUCCUCGAUCUCGCAACUUCCCCAUCGUCCUUCGCGCUCGACAUGCGCCGCACUUGACCCGUCACGCCCCCCAACUACCCCGCCACCUUUGCGCCCCUGCUGGGAGACCAUCGAUAUCCAAAGCAGCUGUUCGGAGACCAUCGCUGUCCUCCAACCGACGACUGUAUCGCGCGUGCUUGCCCGCGUCGCAACCCAACCCAUUUUUAAACGACACCCCGUCAAUACCAUCACCUUGGAUUACCUCGACGACAUGUCCACCUCUUCGGGGGCCCCGGAGUCUUGGAUAUCUUCCUUUUGCUCUCUCCUUGGCCAUGAAUACUUCGCUGAGGUUUCUGAGGAGUUCAUCGAGGAUGACUUCAACCUCACUGGCCUGCAGAAUCAGGUCGCGAUGUACAAGGAGGCACUCGAGAUGAUCCUUGAUGUGGAGCCUGAAGAGGACGAGGACGAAGAGGAGGAGGAGGAUGAAGACGAAGACGAGAACGACUCGGGAGAUCAAGACCGACUCGGCCCCAGACACGACCGGAGACAACAUAGCCGCAUGGCUAGCGACCUAAGUGUUAUCGAGUCUUCCUCCGAGAUGCUUUACGGCUUGAUUCAUCAGCGAUUCAUUUGCUCGAGGGCGGGCAUUCAACAGAUGAGCGAGAAGUAUGAGUUGGGCCAUUUCGGCUGCUGCCCCCGUACCAACUGCGAUCAAGCGAGAACACUCCCUGUCGGUCUCUCUGAUAUUCCCGGCGAAGACACCGUGAAGCUGUUUUGCCCUUCCUGCCUCGACGUCUACGUCCCUCCUAACAGCCGUUUCCAAACCGUCGACGGUGCCUUCUUCGGCCGUACCUUUGGCGCCCUCUUCCUCCUCACAUUCCCGGAAUACGACCUCACUAAGCGUGGGGCCGAGGUUCUCAGCAGCGGCGGCGCUCGUAUUAACGACGAUUCGCUCGAGAUGAUCAAUGGCAUGUACGCUAAGAACAUUGCACCGGGCCUGGGCGCUGGACGUAUAUAUGAGCCCCGUAUUUACGGCUUCCGCGUUUCCGAGAUUGCAAAAUCAGGCCCUCGGAUGCAGUGGUUGAGGGACAGGCCGGAUAGCAUGACCGAACUGGACGAGGCGCGUCUGUACGCGGAUGGACACCCCGAUUCAGACGAUGACGAGGAGAACCUGAACGGCAACGGCCGGCCUACGCCCCGUCGCCGUGCUCCUGGCAAUGCGCGCCUCCGUGCAACGCAACGCCAGGCGCAGAAUGGCAGCCCGAUGGCUGUGGAGACGAACGGUGCAGAGUCGGAGCUUUAG